Molecule: messenger RNA, 963 nt
Organism: Blastocystis hominis
Lineage: Eukaryota; Bigyra; Opalinata; Blastocystidae
Exons: 3
Coding region: 1-963 (320 amino acids)
Cellular component (GO): Set1C/COMPASS complex
Molecular function (GO): protein binding; histone H3K4 methyltransferase activity
Source: RefSeq, a predicted model, not a curated record
AUGGACGUGGAAUCGGAGAAAUCGGAGAAAUCGGAGAAAUCGGAGAAACCGGUGAAACCGGUGUGCAGGGAAGCGGACGCGUGGCGCGACUCGGAACUGGACGGGUUUUGGUUCUUCGGCCUGAACAUCCCGCAGGUGGUGGAGGCGCUGGAGGCCCAGGAAGCGAGCCUGUACCACGCGUUCCCGCCCGCGGGCUACCCGUCGUACCGGUACCACCAGGUGCAGCCGCGCGUGGAGCAGGUGAUCCGCGUGCGGGAAGAGCGCGUAGAACCGCGGGGAGGGAGUGAGACACAGUUCGAGGAGAGCCAGAUCCAGCGAGUUCCGACGCAAGGCCAUGUGCAGCCGCUGCGUGCCGGUGCAGACGACGGUGACGCCGCUGGCGUGGACGCUCUCGACGCUGCGGCAGACGCUGAGCGACGCGCGGUCCCGCCCCGCGUGGGAAGCCGGCGACACGCUGGGCACGACGGAGCUGCUGCGGCAAUACCGGGCGCUGCAGGUAGGAGCGGGGAGGGCCAGCCGAAAGUGAUCAAAAGCCCGAUCCACGGGUGGGGACUCUUCGCGAAAACGGCGUUCCGGCGCGGAAUGAUGGUGAUCGAAUUCGCAGGCGAAGUCGUGGGACAGGACGUGGCGAACGCGCGGGAGGCGGUGUGGGCGCAGGGCGCGGCGGUGAGGCGUAGAUACAACCGAAGGAACGUGGGCGGGUGCUAUUUCUUCCGAAUGGACGCGGAACACAUCGUGGACGCGACGGUGAAGGGAAACGAAAGCAGGUUCAUCAAUCACUGCUGCGAUCCCAACUGCGACGCGCGCGUCGUCAACAUCAACAACGAAAACAAAAUCAUCUUCUUCGCAAACCGAGACAUCAACCCCGGAGAAGAAAUCACUUACGACUACAAAUUCCAAUACGAGGACAGGGAACUGGUCUGUCUGUGCGGAGCCAAAAACUGUGUCGGAAGAAUGAACUAA